This is a messenger RNA of Photinus pyralis (common eastern firefly), 1198 nucleotides long. It is a transcript of the gene Nmdmc, whose product is annotated as probable bifunctional methylenetetrahydrofolate dehydrogenase/cyclohydrolase 2. The coding region runs from base 166 to 1059 and encodes 297 amino acids. Gene Ontology annotation, biological process: tetrahydrofolate interconversion. Lineage: Eukaryota; Metazoa; Arthropoda; Insecta; Coleoptera; Lampyridae. The transcript has 6 exons. Gene Ontology annotation, cellular component: mitochondrion. The record is from RefSeq and is a predicted model, not a curated record. Gene Ontology annotation, molecular function: methylenetetrahydrofolate dehydrogenase (NAD+) activity; methylenetetrahydrofolate dehydrogenase (NADP+) activity; methenyltetrahydrofolate cyclohydrolase activity.
CACUGAGACUUAUUCGACAAAGACUUGCGCUUCACGUGGAAAUUCUCUAUUGUUCGCGUUGAAAAACGCACGUGUUCGCGAAUGUGACAAAUUUUAUUUAUUUAUUUAAAUCUGACUUGUAAAUCGCUAAUUAAAACAAAGUGCUCGGUGUUAAACAGGAAUAAAAUGGUUCAGAUUAUAAACGGACGAAAUAUUGCAGAUGAAAUUCAAAAUACGCUUCGCUGCGACAUAAACGCGUGGGUGAAGACCAGCGGCCGGAAACCUUCUCUGGUUGCCGUCCUGGUCGGAGACGACCCCGCGAGUAUAAAAUAUGUCGAAAAGAAAAUGGAAGCAGCGGCAUAUGUCGGAAUUGAUAGUAAGAUAGAGAAAUUGCCAGACACGAUUUCCGAAGUAGAGCUAAUCUCGAAAAUCCAACAAUUGAACGGCGAUGUGUCCGUCGACGGGAUUUUGGUACAGCUUCCCGUACCUCCCCAGAUCUCCGAGCGUAACGUGUGCAACGCUGUCGAUCCUAUUAAGGAUGUAGACGGAUUUCACUAUAGUAACGCGGGAAAGCUGUGCCUGAAUAUGGAAAGUUUCGUCCCUUGCACAGUUUUGGCUGUAAUCGAGGUGUUGAAACGAGCAGGGGUUGAAACGUUCGCAAAAAACGUCGUCGUCGUCGGUAGAUCCAAGCAUAUUGGUUUGCCGCUUUCUGUCAUUUUAAAUUCCGAUGCCCGAAAUGAAUUGCCAGGUUUGGAAGCGACCGUUACAGUGUGCCAUAGAAACACGCCUCCAGAACAGCUUUGCAUCUUCACUAAACUAGCAGAUAUCAUCAUUAGUGCAACUGGAGUCGUUCAUCUUAUUAAAGAAGACAUGGUGAAACCUGGUGCGUGCGUUAUCGAUGUGGGCAUGACCAGAAUAACAACGGCAGAGGGCAAAGUCAGACUGGUGGGCGAUGUUGAUUUUGACAAUGUUAAGAAUGUUGCCGAAUGCAUUACUCCAGUCCCAGGCGGUGUGGGUCCUGUAACUGUUGCUAUGUUAAUGAAAAAUACAUUUAAAGCCGCAAAGAUGCAUGUUAGUUAAUGCUGACUUGGACAUCGGAACGUGUAACUAAUUCAACUGGUGCUUUAUCGUAUUAUGCCAGUAUUACUAAUAAUUUAAAUUCAAAAUUUAAAACUUUUAAGUAUUAUUUUGUAAAACAAAAAUUAUACUACCAACUGUA